UAUCCAUUUAAUGACAUGUACACGAUAAUAUUAGAUAAUUACAGUUUAUUAACUGAUUAACAGUAACUUGGUUAUCUUAAUAGUAAGAAAUUUGCAUUAUUAAUAAAUAAUCAUCACAAGAGUGUCUUUAUAGGAAGUAGAUCUAUAUCUCACAUACUAAGGGUUAACUAAGAUGGAGAAGUACGAGGAAAAUGGACUGCUACAUGAAAUGUUUUUACGGCAAGCUCAAACUACGCCAGAAGCCGUAGCGGUUGUGGAUGCGGACGGAAAUCAGUUGACCUUUGCAGAACUUGAUAGAUUGUCAGAAAUAUUAGCACUAAAUCUACGUCACAAAGGUGUGGUACCAGACACAUGUGUGGCUAUUUAUAUGGACAAAUGUAUUGAAUAUGUGAUCUCGUAUAUUGCCAUUUUGCGCGCUGGUGGCGCGUACCUUCCGCUAGAUAUAUCAUACCCAGACUUACUGCUUCAAGAUAUUCUCAAAGAUGCUGAUCCAGUUUCAGUACUAACAGAUGAAAAGUUUUCAAA
Ruditapes philippinarum (Manila clam) is the source of this 525-nucleotide messenger RNA. RefSeq lists its product as uncharacterized. NCBI's taxonomy places the organism in Eukaryota, Metazoa, Mollusca, Bivalvia, Venerida, Veneridae. The record is from RefSeq and is a predicted model, not a curated record.